AUGGCCUCCAGUGUUGUACCUGUUGCUAACACAAGAAAUGGCUUCACCAUCGUGACCCAAGUGGUACCAGGAGUAACAGAGCAAUAUGACCUCGGGACUGGAGUCUCCACUGGAGGCGCAGUUACUAAACUUCUGAAAGGAGAGCCAAAGGCACUGGGGAGCGUCCAGAUAAUGAUCGGGAUCAUGACGCUCUUAUUUGGCAUUAUUAAAACAGUGUAUGUUCCGGAUGUGGGUGUCAUUAGUGGCGUCACCUACUGGGGAUCAUGUCUUUAUAUCACCUCAGGCUCUUUGUCUGUUGCUGCAGACAAGAAAACUAAUACUUGUGUGGUGAGAAGCUCCCUGGUGAUGAAUAUAAUCAGUGCUGUGACUGCAGGAGUAGCCAUCAGUCUGCUGUCUUUUGACAUGUUCUUUCAGCUAGAAAGUUCAUAUUAUCACAGCUGUUCCUACGAAAGAUUUUUAUGGAUACUACAAUCUGUGUGA
This is a messenger RNA of Colossoma macropomum (tambaqui), 480 nucleotides long. Its product is annotated as membrane-spanning 4-domains subfamily A member 15-like. Gene Ontology annotation, cellular component: membrane. The coding region runs from base 1 to 480 and encodes 159 amino acids. NCBI's taxonomy places the organism in Eukaryota, Metazoa, Chordata, Actinopteri, Characiformes, Serrasalmidae. The record is from RefSeq and is a predicted model, not a curated record. The transcript has 4 exons.